UCUAGCAGUCCAGUGGCAUCGACAGGCAGGGAAAGCCCUCAAACAGUUAGUCCAGUGUCUCCGGUGAAGACCGCCGCUCCGCACCCUUUUGGCUCCACCCUGAGUUUAGAUCGUCUCAACGGGCUGAAUAACAGCUGAAGAAAGCACAAGUGAAGCUGUUGCAUUGAUUUGUGCUUUUAGGGGACAUGGCUGAUGCAAGUUUGAACGAGUCGUCCACCGCGGACGCAGCAAACAGGUUUGCUCGAAAAGGUGCUUUGAGGCAAAAAAACGUCCACGAAGUCAAGAACCAUAAAUUCAUCGCCAGAUUCUUCAGGCAGCCGACUUUCUGCAGCCACUGCACCGACUUCAUCUGGGGGUUUGGAAAGCAAGGAUUCCAGUGCCAAGUUUGCUGUUUUGUGGUCCACAAGAGGUGCCAUGAAUUUGUCACGUUCUCCUGCCCAGGGGCAGAUAAGGGACCCGACACAGACGAUCCAAGAACAAAGCACAAGUUCAAGAUCCACACUUAUGGGAGUCCCACCUUUUGUGAUCACUGUGGCUCUCUGCUCUACGGCCUCAUCCACCAGGGAAUGAAGUGUGAUUCCUGCGAAAUGAAUGUUCAUAAGCAGUGUGUUAUGAACGUGCCCAGCCUGUGUGGAACUGAUCACACUGAAAGAAGGGGGCGUCUUUACCUCAAGUGUGAGGUCAGCAUGGAUAAGCUGCAGGUCACAGUGGGUGAAGGCAAAAACCUCAUCCCCAUGGACCCCAAUGGUCUGUCUGAUCCAUAUGUCAAGCUCAAGCUCAUACCAGAUCCCAAAAAUGAGACCAAGCAGAAGACCAAAACGAUCCGUUCCAGCCUCAACCCUACUUGGAAUGAGACAUUUACUUUCAAACUGAAGCCGACUGACAAAGACCGCAGGCUGUCAGUAGAAGUGUGGGACUGGGAUCGAACCACCAGGAAUGACUUCAUGGGAGCUCUUUCCUUUGGAGUGUCUGAGCUAAUGAAGUCUCCAGUUUCUGGCUGGUAUAAGUUAUUGUGCCAGGAGGAAGGGGAGUACUACAAUGUUCCCAUCUCAGAGGAAGAUGAUGGUAAUGAGGAACUGAGGCAGAAAUUUGAGACUAUGACAAGACUGAAGUUGCAGAGAAAUAAAGCCAAGCUGGGCCCAACGAAGGUGAUUGCAGAGACAGAAGACAGUCACUCCAUCCAGUUCCCAUCCAACAGCCUGGACCAAGUCAAACUCAGUGACUUUACCUUCCUGGCUGUACUAGGGAAAGGCAGCUUUGGCAAGGUCAUGCUAGCUGAGAUGAAGGCCACAGAAGAGCUGUACGCAAUUAAGAUCCUGAAAAAGGAUGUGGUGAUCCAGGAUGAUGAUGUUGAAUGUACAAUGGUGGAGAAGAGAGUUCUGGCCCAACAGGACAAGCCACCCUUCCUCACACAGCUGCACUCGUGCUUCCAGACUGUGGACCGCCUGUACUUUGUCAUGGAGUAUGUUAAUGGUGGAGACCUCAUGUAUCAUAUCCAGCAAGUGGGCAAGUUCAAGGAACCUCAGGCAGUAUUCUAUGCAGCAGAGAUCGCUGUUGGUCUCUUUUUCCUGCACACUAAAGGAAUCAUUUACAGAGAUCUGAAGUUGGACAACGUGAUGCUGGACUCUGAGGGACACAUUAAGAUUGCUGACUUUGGCAUGUGCAAAGAGAACAUGGCGGAAGGAGUGACCACACGAACCUUCUGCGGCACUCCAGACUACAUAGCUCCAGAAAUCAUUGCAUAUCAGCCAUACGGGCGCUCUGUAGACUGGUGGGCGUACGGAGUUCUGCUCUAUGAAAUGCUGGCUGGACAGCCCCCAUUUGAUGGUGAGGAUGAAGAUGAAUUGUUCCAGUCCAUUAUGGAGCACAAUGUGUCCUACCCAAAGUCCCUGUCCAAGGAAGCUGUCUCUAUCUGCAAAGGGCUGAUGACCAAACACCCAUCCAAGCGUCUGGGCUGUGGCUCUGAGGGCGAGAGAGACAUCAGAGAGCAUGCAUUCUUUAGACGGAUCGAUUGGGAUCGCCUCAAGAACAGAGAGAUACAGCCACCCUUCAAGCCUAAAGUGUGUGGCAAAGGGGCAGAGAACUUCGAUAAGUUCUUCACACGCACCCAGCCUCAGCUCACACCACCUGAUGAGCUGGUUAUUGCCAACAUCGACCAGGCGGAGUUUGCAGGGUUCUCUUUCAUCAACCCACAGUUUAUGCACCCGGCGCUCAUCAGCAACGAAUGAAGAGGAUCGUAAAGCUUCUUAAGAACCUUCCUGCUCCAAGACGCCCACUUAAACCAACUGUCAACAUCUGAAUAGAGCUUCAAGCUCCACAGUAGAUUCUUAUGUAUUGGUGUAAUUCAUAUGCAUGACUCUCGGGCAUGCAUAUUAAAUCUGUAUAAUACUUUUGCUAAUAUAGAUUAUGGAUUGGAUAUACUAGAUUGGUUCUCGGCCCCUACAGAACUUUUUUUUUUUUUUUUUUAGUAACAAUGGGCUUGCACUGCAGAGGAAUGUGUCUUCCUAAUCCAAGGCACAAAGACAGGCUUUAUUAAUCUUAGCCAGUAUAAAACUAGAGUAUAAAAAUGUGUUUACAAAUCUCAGUGGGUAAAAAUGCUCUUUAUAGAUUGAAUUGGUGGGUAACAACUUGUACUUUUGUGAAUAAUCAUAACACAAACUCAUAGAAGGCAUUAUAGAUGCUAUAGCCAAAUAAGGACAGGUGGUGCAGGUGUUGAAACAGCACUUUGUGAUUCAAUGUUUCCUGUAUCAUGUUUACACUUUUAUUCUCAUUUUAUUUCAUGUUAAUGAUAUACAGUUAAGUUUUAGUAUAAAAUUAUUUUAGCAAGUCUCUACUUCCUGUUUGUAUACAAGUGAAGGAGAAGCAGUUCUGUGAUGAUAUGCAUCCUGUACAGACAUAAAUGUGUGAGACUCAGAGGUAUAAAAUCAUUAGUUCCAGUUUGUCAAAACUUAGCUUAACUUUAGUUGUUAAAAAUUAGUAAUCAAACAGUGGAUUUCCUUGCCCUUAUUGAGCUGCAGAUUGUAUGUUUAUGUCUUCAUUAAUUUUAUUGACACUGUGCACACACAGUAAUCUUUAAGCAGUUUCAUACAGCAGUUUCAGUACAUGCUUCUGUCUACCAUGGAGUCGAACAUGUGUCAGUCACAUUACUACAAAGCCUCUCACGAAAUGUCUUUACAGCAUCUGUAAAGACAUAAUUGUAACAUAUAAUUUUGACCAUGCAAUGCAUUACUGCAUAAAGUUGAUAAAACAGUUAUUGUUGUCUAAGAACAAAGUCAAGUUUCAAGUUGUGCAUUUGUCACAUGCACAUCUGAGGCUGUGCACACCCAUUUAACACCAGUAAAAACAACACUGGAAUAAACUAAAAUUACAUACAAAAUAUAAAUAUAUAACUCAUUUUUUCUUUGGAGUCAACAAAAUCAUCUUUAGUUAAAUCAUUCUUUGUUUCCCUUCUUGGUUCUGUAUUAUAUUUAGAAAAAAAAAAUAUUUUUACUCUCCUCUUUCUCUGUGAUCUCAUACAUAUUUUUUCAUUUAAUCAGAUUACUAUUUUAAUGUAACAAAAAAGGAAUCAGUGUCUAACUUCUUUGUAAAUAAUUUUGAGUUAUUUAAAGAAAAAAACUCAAGUUACAUUUUUAUACCAACACAUGAAUGUGCUUUUAUUACAUUUAAUUAGAUAAGCCAAUAUUUGUAUGUUGUAUAAAAAGUUUAACCACUCAGAGCUUACCCCAGUACAAGUCAGCUGUGAGACAGCUGGAUGUCUUUUCAAUUGAGUCCAAUACUAGCAAGUUAUGAAACUGUUAUACUUGUUUUGUCAGAUGUAUCAAGAUGUUUUUUUAAUGUUGAUUUCUUUUUGUGUGUAAUUUUAUCCUGAUUAGAUGUUUUUCCAGCGGUUGACUGUCCCUCUGUGUCUGCAUGGUGUUGGUAGGCAUCACUCAUGCAUGCGAUCUGCUAAAUGUUGCAUGCUGCAAAGUAUGAAACUCCAAAGAUGUCAAAGUAAACGAUCUAAACAGUUAAACAUUGAAGGGAAGAGUUUCCUUCUGUGGUCUUGAAGGAAAUAUCCAUGUUGGUUAAAAAUAUAUUUUUGACUACAGGUUUGUUUGGUUGUUUUUUUUUUUAACUGCAAUUAGAGAAGAAGGGAGACAAACAUUUCCUAGAAAUUUUAUAAUCAUUUUAUCAUUAUCAGAGUCGGAUCGGUUAUUAUAAGAGUGCUGCCCUGAAACCAGUUCAACCUUCAGGGACACAGCUGCUCUGAUGCUCUAUCAAGCUCAAAUACGUUGGUAAACUAUGUGUGAAAACGUCAGCAGUUUUGCCAAAUGAAUCAUAUUGCUGAUCCUCAGGGGCUAAAUGACAAAACUGACAUUUAAUAUAGCUUAAAGAGUUAAGUCAAUGGCAACUACUUCUGGAGACCCGGUCACUGUUGCUAGUUCUAGGUCAGGGUUCUUUUCCGUUAAAGCUCAAUAUGUGCGCAGGUUCCUCUGGCAUCUCCCUGAGGAUGAGUCCAUAUCAGUGAGUGGAACACUGACUCCAGAGCUGCCGUGUUGUGACUCAGAACAGCUGCGAGUCUGUCACACAAUGGGUUUUAUUUUAUGAUAUGAAUGGAAUUAAUGAAAAAUACUGUAUUAAUCUCCAGAGGGAAUUUAUAAUUAAACUAAUAGAUAAAUAUGUAUGCAGUUUGUAUGUUAUAUGAUAAUAUUAUAUUUUUUUUUCCUUAACAUUCACCGUUUAGGCUUUCAGUUGUUUAUCAACUUAAUCCUAAUGCAUUAUCAACUUUAUUUUUUCCAGUUUUUGUUCAAGAAAUAUGGGGAUUUUUCAAAGAAUAUAUCAUAUCAGCAAACUCUGGUAUAAAUGACAACUACUGAUAUUCUGUCCAUGUUUGGCCACAAGUUGCACUCUUCCACUGUGUUUCUUGUCUUCUUCAACUUUUUGCAUGUGCCAAACCUGGAGAACAAAAGAACCCGACAAUAGCAGCCUUGCACUAGCUGUAGUCACAAAGAUGACUUUGUGGCAGCAUCUCUGUUGGCCACUGAACCUGUAGUAGCAUGCUGCCAUUAGUAUACCAGUGCAUACUGUGUCAUUACCCUUAACAGUGCCAGUCUGUUUGAUAGUUGAGCUUCUGUGCACAUUAGUAAAGGCUCCUGUUCACAUUACCAGAUUAUCUGGAUUUUGACAAAAACUGAUAAAAAAAAAAAAAAAGGAAAAAAAAAAAUCCUCAAAAAUGGUCUUGUCAAAGUCUAAGUUGCACCUCUGUAUGUGACUGUGCCCUGUGGCUAAAAAGUCUAGCUCCUUCCCUAUAUAGGAAAUCUGUUGACUUGCUGUGUUUUCAGUCUGUUAGAACACACAGUGUGGACAUAACAAAAUAUUCUCCUCCCUUUUGUGCCUUCCCCAGCUUUUACAGAAUUCCUGUACAUAUUCUUUUUAACAUCUAUGUUUUUCCUCAGACCUAAACCCUCUAUAUAGUUUUAAUUCAUUAUGUCUGAUUCUUAAAUAACUUUCAUUCUAGUUUAUUUCUACAUUUUUAUUUAUUUUUCUCCUUACUUUGUGUUUGAUCACCUCUUACAGUUAAUUUACAUUAAGUUUUAUGAAAAAAGAAAAAGAAAAAUAGAUAUCAGAACAUCUUUGUUACUGAUGACAAUAAUCUUUACAU
Melanotaenia boesemani (Boeseman's rainbowfish) is the source of this 5641-nucleotide messenger RNA. It is a transcript of the gene prkcaa, whose product is annotated as protein kinase C, alpha, a. Gene Ontology annotation, molecular function: diacylglycerol-dependent serine/threonine kinase activity; ATP binding; zinc ion binding. The record is from RefSeq and is a predicted model, not a curated record. Gene Ontology annotation, biological process: protein phosphorylation. The transcript is spliced from 18 exons. The coding region runs from base 186 to 2228 and encodes 680 amino acids. Lineage: Eukaryota; Metazoa; Chordata; Actinopteri; Atheriniformes; Melanotaeniidae.